UAAUAAUUAUAUCCUAUUUUGUUUUAAAUAUGUUAGAAGUCUAUUAUAGCUUUGUAGUUUAUUAUCUUAGAAAUCCCAUAUAUAUUUAGUAGUACACAUGUCUAGUAAUUAUUUUUCCCUACUUGAAGUUUAACUAGCAACAAUGGAUAAAUCUUGGAUUGCUAAGCCACGAAACUCAUGAAUAUAUAGUUGGUCUAGAAAACUUCUUGGAUUUUGCAUUUCAACAUGGAGCAAUUGGGAAUAGUAAGAUAAUAUGUCCAUGUCCAAGUUGUGGGUUUCGCAAAUGGCAUGCUCGAAAAGAUGUUAGAGAUCAUUUACUUUACAAACCAUUCCCUAAGAAUUAUGUUGUAUGGAACUUUCAUGGCGAGAAAGAAGUAACCGAAUUCUCAACAAGUGCACAUGUCAUGCGCGAGACAUUGGCAACUGAACAUCCCCUAGAUAACAUGGUAAAUGAUGCUUUCGGGAUACAUAUGGAUCAGGAGAGUGGUGAAGAUUCAGGCAUGGAAGAUUUUGUAAACGAUGAGCCAACAGAAAAUCACAGAGACUUUGAUGAGUUUCUCAAGGAAGGCAUUCAAAAGCUACAGGAAGGAAGUGACUUCACAAAGCUAGAAUUCAUAGUCAAAUUGUAUCAUAUUAAAGUCUUGUGUGGACUAAGUGACAAGGCCAUUACCAUGAUACUUGAGUUGGUGAGGGAUGCUUUUAGUUGUGUGAAUUUGCCUACGACUUUUGAUCAGGCAAAGAAACUAAUUCAAAAACUAAGUCUUGACUAUGUUAAGAUAGAUGCUUGCCCCAAUGAUUGUAUGUUGUUCGAGGAUGAAGACCCAAACAACAUCCAACAAACAUGCGGUCAUUGUGGUGCUUUUAGGUGGAAUUCUAAGAAGAAGAAGAAGAAAAAGCAAGCUGCCAAGGUUUUGAGAUACUUUCCGUUGAAACCAAGGUUGAAAAGAUUGUUCAUGUGUCAUAAAACUGCAGAGCAUAUAUUAUGGCAUGCAACAGCGAAGGGAGAAAAUGACAAAAUGGUGCAUCCAAGGGAUGGUGAGGCGUGGAAGACUUUUGAUUUAACACACAGAGAGUUUGGAUUACAACCUAGAAAUGUUCGCUUAGGACUUGCUAGUGAUGGUUUUAAUCCUUAUAGAUCAAUGAGUUCUACUCAUAGCAUUUGGCCUGUGUUUCUGAUUCCAUAUAAUCUUCCUCCUUGGAUGUGUAUGAAACACACUUCCUUUAUCCUGUCAAUGGUUAUACCUGGCAAGCAUAAUCCCGAAAAUAAUAUUGACAUAUAUCUUAAACCACUUGUCAGAGAGUUAUUUAGCUGAAGAGUCUCUUACUUUCUGUUCUCGGUAUAUUGACGACAUGGAGACUAGAUUUAACAGGCCUAGUCGUCUUUGUUAUGAUCCCCCUUAUGAAAUGUCUUCAGUCUUGCCCAAGUUAGGUACUCCACAUGGAGGUCAUUCAAACUUCAAUUUAACUAAAAUAGAGAAGUUGCAAGCUCAUCGUUAUGUGGUUUUCAAUCGCGAAGGUGUGAAACCAUAUAUCAAUGCCUUUAGAGACCACAUUAGGAGAACUUCAAAGGGAAGAAGACUCUCACCUGCAGAGAUAUAAAAGAAAGUUAAUAAAGAUUUUGUUGAUUGAUUUCAAGCAUUAAGUGUGAAUCCAGAUAAUCCAUACGAAAUGUCAACUGAUAUAAAGUUUCUUGUACGAGGCCCAAUGAUGAAUGCAAUGAGAUUUUCUGUUUAUGACAUCAAUAGAUUUCAUAUGGAAAGACAACCACUAAUAAUAAUUAGUAAAGGCAGAGCUUUGUACUGAAGUUGGAAUUGUUACCAGAGAUAUACUCGAUGGCUUAUGGACCAUGACUAUCACUAUCAGUCGCCAUGCCCAAAAAGAAAAAGGCAUAAAUUACAGGCUUGUGGAUGGUGCUAAUUCUAUGCUACUGUUUUUAUAUAUUAGAUGGUGCUACUUCUAUGCUACUGAUUUUAUUUUGAGGCUUUUAUGUAAUUAGAUGAUAUUGAAAUAUUAAAGUUGUAUUAUUUUACUUUUUAAAGAAAAACAAUAAUAGUUAUGUAGAACAAUAUCAUAUGGAAUUGUGUUUGGAACUAUUGAC
Messenger RNA from Arachis stenosperma, 2098 nucleotides. RefSeq lists its product as uncharacterized. The coding region runs from base 405 to 1313 and encodes 302 amino acids. The record is from RefSeq and is a predicted model, not a curated record. NCBI's taxonomy places the organism in Eukaryota, Viridiplantae, Streptophyta, Magnoliopsida, Fabales, Fabaceae. The transcript is spliced from 4 exons.